Molecule: messenger RNA, 1759 nt
Organism: Mus pahari (shrew mouse)
Lineage: Eukaryota; Metazoa; Chordata; Mammalia; Rodentia; Muridae
Gene: Ap1m2
Product: adaptor related protein complex 1 subunit mu 2
Exons: 11
Coding region: 80-1357 (425 amino acids)
Biological process (GO): vesicle-mediated transport; intracellular protein transport
Cellular component (GO): clathrin-coated vesicle; clathrin adaptor complex
Molecular function (GO): clathrin-cargo adaptor activity
Source: RefSeq, a predicted model, not a curated record
GCUUCCGCAGGAAGAAGGAAGCCGCAGCGCUGCCGCCUCUGCAGCUCGCCAUCGCCUCCUAGCUUCACGGGCUGCCACCAUGUCGGCCUCGGCAGUCUUCAUUCUGGACGUCAAGGGCAAGCCUCUGAUUAGCCGAAACUACAAAGGCGAUGUGCCCAUGACGGAGAUUGACCAUUUCAUGCCGCUGCUUAUGCAGCGUGAGGAGGAGGGCGUGCUGGCCCCGCUGCUGAGCCACGGCCGAGUGCACUUCUUGUGGAUCAAACACAGCAACCUCUACUUGGUGGCCACCACGCUGAAAAACGCCAAUGCCUCUCUGGUGUACUCCUUUCUGUACAAGACUGUGGAGGUCUUUUGCGAGUACUUUAAGGAGCUGGAGGAGGAGAGCAUCCGGGACAACUUCGUCAUCGUGUAUGAGCUGCUGGACGAGCUCAUGGACUUCGGCUUUCCGCAGACCACGGACAGCAAGAUCCUGCAGGAGUACAUCACACAACAGGGCAACAAGCUGGAGACGGGCAAGUCUCGUGUACCACCUACCGUCACCAAUGCAGUGUCGUGGCGCUCCGAGGGCAUCAAGUACAAAAAGAAUGAGGUCUUCAUUGAUGUCAUAGAGUCUGUUAACCUUCUGGUCAAUGCUAAUGGGAGUGUCUUGCUCAGCGAGAUUGUGGGCACCAUCAAGCUGAAGGUGUUUCUGUCUGGGAUGCCAGAGCUGCGGCUGGGCCUCAAUGACCGAGUGCUCUUUGAGCUUACUGGCCUUUCAGGCAGCAAGAACAAGUCUGUGGAACUGGAAGAUGUGAAAUUCCACCAGUGUGUGAGGCUUUCUCGCUUUGACAACGACCGCACCAUCUCCUUCAUACCCCCAGAUGGGGACUUUGAACUCAUGUCCUACCGGCUUAGCACCCAGGUCAAACCCCUGAUCUGGAUCGAGUCAGUCAUUGAGAAAUUCUCCCACAGCCGAGUGGAGAUCAUGGUGAAGGCCAAGGGUCAGUUUAAGAAGCAGUCAGUGGCCAAUGGCGUGGAAAUCUCUGUACCGGUUCCUAGUGAUGCAGACUCUCCGCGCUUCAAGACCAGUGUGGGCAGUGCCAAGUAUGUGCCUGAGAAGAAUGUUGUCAUCUGGAGCAUCAAGUCGUUCCCUGGGGGCAAGGAAUACUUGAUGCGCGCCCACUUUGGCCUCCCCAGCGUGGAAACUGAGGAGGUAGAGGGCCGGCCACCCAUCGGGGUCAAGUUUGAGAUUCCAUACUUUACUGUUUCCGGCAUCCAGGUCCGUUACAUGAAGAUCAUUGAGAAAAGUGGGUACCAGGCCCUGCCCUGGGUCCGUUACAUCACGCAGAGUGGUGAUUAUCAACUUCGUACCAGCUAGAAGGAGAAGAAGAUGGGGCUCCCACCUCCCCAGAUACCAGCUGCAGACUUUAAAGAGCUCUGUGUGUGUGUGUGUGUGUGUGUGUGUGUGCGCGUGCGUGUGUGCGCGCGUGCGUGCGUGCGUGCAGGGUUAGGGCACUGACUUAACACAUCCUCGCUGCCUACACCUAACCCGCUUUACCUCUCUCAGCCAUCUGGGGUGGUUUCUCUGUGUCCCACCCCGAUUUUAUAUGAAGAAAUAUAAGAGGGCCUGAACUCCGCUGCCCCGCCCACCCCCCAUGAGUGCCUUCUUGCAGUAAACUGCCUUGGGCAGAUCUAGGGCCCGCCUUUUAUAGCUGCUGAGCCAGCCGAGGCCACAGGUCCUCCAUCUGGGUUUUAGGGUGUCAUUAAAAUGAGACUGACA